AACUCUGCAGCUGUGUGCAGUACCGGUGUGCACCAGCAGGAGGCAGAAGGAGGCAGGAGAUGAAACUCAUCCCUGUUCUCCUCGGAUGCUCCUCAUCCAGCAGCCUGUCCUCCUGUCUCCGUCUCAGUCCGUCUGUCCCUGCAGCAGCAUGAAGACCCAGCAGAGACUCUGGCUUCUUCUCUGGGUUUGGGUUUGGGGACCCGUCUGUGGCUGGCACGAUCUGGACAACAGCGAGUACGACUGCUGGCCUCUGGACGGGCCCAACGAGUCCAACAUGAUCGAGUGUGGAGGGCUGGAGAUGUCCUGGGUGGUCCGUCCUCCAGAGCUGGUGAAGACCGGUGAGGUGUUCAGUGUCACCUAUUCCGUAACGGCCCAUGAGUCCUUCUACCGCUGGGCUGUCCAGAACCGUAUCUUCUCCCGGAGCUCCAUAACAGAUGCUGCAUCUGCUCAGAGGUUCUGUGAACAACACGAUUGUCCGGCCAACUGGAAAGACGCCAACGGGGAAAACUGCUGCAUCCAUCACGCCAACAUCCACUCCUGUCCUCUGGGAUACAUGACGGAGAGCAUCUGUGGUCCCUGGAUUCCAGAUGAUGGGAAAAUCUUCACCCACACCAUCUCCACCUCCGGAAAGAUGACCCAGACCAACUGGACUGCCAAGGUGGUUCUGUUCCAUCCAGGCUUAAACUCUCUAAUUGCUCACAUACGGGUGGGAACCAUGCAGGCCGCGCUGGAGUCCAAGAGUACGGUUCUGCCUGCUGUAGUUUGUGGAGAUAACAUCUGUGAGGACGGGGAGUUCUGUUCCACAUGUCCAGCUGAUUGUGGUGAAUGUCCCAUGGGUCCAACUACUAAAGUGGCCAUCAGCCUGCCACUCAGCCUGCUCUGCCUGUUCUGCAUUCUGACUUUUGUGUGGCUGAAAUACCAGAAAGAGAAGCUGCUGUGGGACGAAAGCUGGGUCAUUGACUUUGCAGCAAUUAAACAAGACCAGGAGGCCCGUAUGACCAUGGGCAGUAUCAUGAGUGUACCAGCUGGACACAGCGACAGCAACACCAGCUGUCUGACUGCACUCGGCUCCUGUAUAGGUCAACCAGGAUCCCGGAAGGGCCCUUUUACCUCCACGGGGAUCUAUGACGGACGGACAGUGGCCAUCAAAAAGAUCCAGACCAAGACUUUCUCUCUUUCUAAAAGCAUCAGACAGGAAGUCAAACAAGUCAGAGAGUUUGAUCAUCCAAAUCUGUGCAAGUUUAUCGGUGGCUGCAUUGAGGUGCCUAAUAUUGCCAUAGUAACAGAGUACUGCCCAAAGGGAAGCCUCAAUGAUGUCCUCCUUAACGAAGAGAUUCCUCUCAACUGGGGCUUUAGAUUUUCCUUUGCUAUGGACAUCGCCAGAGGGAUGUCAUACCUGCAUCAUCACAAGAUCUGCCAUGGCAGACUGAAGUCUCUGAACUGUGUGUUGGACGAUCGUUGGGUCUGCAAAAUAACAGAUUAUGGGUUGAGGACAUUCCGCAGAGACGAUGGGGCGGAGCCUCUCUCCUCCUAUCAGCAGAGACUACUCGAGGUGUACAUGCCGCCUGAGUUUCAGAGCUCCAACAUGGAGCCCACACUUCCCGGAGACGUGUUCUGUUACUCCAUUAUUCUUCUGGAGAUAGCGACUCGCAACGAUCCUGUCCCAGCAGAGGAGUCAAACUUGGAGUGUGCAUGGUGUCCUCCACUACCAGAGCUGAUCUCCAGUAAAGCAGACAACACCUGCCCAUGUCCUGCUGACUACGCAGAGCUAAUUCGUCGAUGUCGCUCUCACAACCCCGCUCAUCGACCAACCUUUGAACAAGUCAAGAAGUUUGUUCACCGCAUUAACCCCAUCAAAGGCAGCCCAGUGGACAUGAUGAUGAACCUGAUGGAGAAGUACAGUAAACAUCUGGAGGUCCUCGUGGCUGAGAGGACUCAAGAUCUGAUGCUCGAGAAACAGAAAACGGACAGGCUGCUUUACAGCAUGCUUCCUAGACAGAUAGCUGAUGACCUCCGUCAAGCCAAACCAGCCCAGGCUCAGAGCUACGUCAGCGCCACCGUCUUCUUCAGUGACAUAGUGGGCUUCACUCAGUUGUCCAGCAGCAGCACUCCUUAUCAGGUUGUCGACUUCCUCAACAAACUCUACACAACGUUUGAUGACAUCAUCGACAACCAUGACGUGUACAAGGUGGAGACCAUAGGAGAUGCCUACAUGGUGGUUUCUGGAGUUCCGCGGGUGAACGGGAUCCUCCACGCCUCGGAGAUCGCCAGCAUGGCCCUGGACCUGGUGGAGGUGUGCCGCUCCUUCAGGAUCCCUCACAAACCCAACAUGCAGCUGCAGAUCCGAGCUGGGAUCCACUCCGGUCCGGUUGUAGCCGGAGUUGUGGGGACCAAGAUGCCUCGGUACUGUCUGUUUGGAGACACGGUCAACACGGCGUCCAGAAUGGAGUCCACCAGCCUGGCCCUGAAGAUCCAGUGCAGCCCCAGCACCUUCUACCUGCUGGAGGAGAUCGGCGGCUACGUCCUGGAGUGUAGAGGAACCCUGCAGGUCAAGGGGAAAGGAGACAUGGUGACGUACUGGCUGGAGGGGAAGAAGACACAGACGGUCUCCAGGGACGCCGACACCAGGACCACCAAACAGGUUACCAUGGAGACGGAGGCGGAGCCGUACUCGUCUGUGCCGGGGUUUGUGAACGAGGAAGCAGCCUGAUCCAGUACUCCUCUGAAGUUUGUUCAUGUUUAACUUUAGACGUCUUAGCAGUUACCCAGAACUGGUCUGCUGGCUGGUUUAAUGGCUACACUGGUGUUUGAGUUCCUGUGCUGCGAGGAACCUUAGAGAAAUAAAGCUUAUCUGUGAGAACGCA
This is a messenger RNA of Nothobranchius furzeri (turquoise killifish), 2864 nucleotides long. Its product is annotated as atrial natriuretic peptide receptor 1. Gene Ontology annotation, cellular component: plasma membrane. Gene Ontology annotation, molecular function: adenylate cyclase activity; peptide receptor activity; protein kinase activity. Gene Ontology annotation, biological process: intracellular signal transduction; cGMP biosynthetic process; protein phosphorylation. The record is from RefSeq and is a predicted model, not a curated record. Lineage: Eukaryota; Metazoa; Chordata; Actinopteri; Cyprinodontiformes; Nothobranchiidae.